GCCACCUGUUAAUUAAGCCCUGCUGCAAAAGGGACUCGUCGCAUCGUACCAGUGUUCAACACAAGCAGAGGAGCUGUCACCACCACAGAGCACCUCUCCACAGUUCCUUUCUGGCUCCAGACUGGAAUCCUCCAUUUCACCGGCUCGCCCCUUCAUCACAUCCAGAUCUCACACCUCCACGCCCCGAGGCCCACUGGCUCCAGUUCUCAGAAGCACCUCGGUCGCAUGCUGUGUCCUUCUGGUCAAGCAAGUGGCAAUUAGCAUUUAGUCUAGUGUACAAACACCUUGGGUGGAUUUCCCCACAGACCACACAUCUCACCUUUCUUACAUUUCGCUCCUGUCCAGGUACACCUCGAUUGGAUCUGGCCCAUCACAGAUAGAUUCACCACAGCUCUCGUCUCCUAUCGGACCGCGACCUCGAGUGCUCUUCUCAUCGCCAAAUACCUCCCUCUCCAGCUCCUCCAGCUUCUCUGAAUCCCAACGCUGCUCAAUCAGUCAUCAUGGGCAACAUACUUUCCAUCCUCAACAACAAGACAAUUGGUGGCUAUGCCACCCUUAUUGUUGCCCUUGUAGCCGUCACAUACAUCACGAAAAAUGCCAACCGAGCAAAGCAGCAGAAGAUAGCUUCCCAGAAGCAGCGCGCCCAAGACUCUCGAGACCAGCCCAAGAAGGAGAACAAGGCCAAGAGACAACGGAUGGAAAGCUUCGCUUCUGAGUCUUCCAGACAGCCUCAGCCCAAACCACAAAGCAGGUCGUAUGCCGCAGCCACAGCGUCCACUGCCAAGGAUGACAGCUCCGACGAGGGCAUUGGCAACCGCGAGUUUGCCAAGCAGAUGGUGCAGAACAAGAAGAGCAAGUUUGCGCCCAAGGCCAACAACGAGCAGAAGCAGAAGUCGGUCAAACAGUCAAAGGCUAAGGACCUGGGCCAAGACACACCUGCGGACAACGGCAAGGCAUCGGCUCCUUCUGCCCCGUCUUCCACGGCUGGAAUCGAUGGUGACGACGACCAGUCCUCUGCCGCAUCUCCCGUUGUCUCUGCCGCCGACCCCACCGGCGUCUCCGACAUGCUUGAGCAGCCCAGCUCCGGCCCCUCUGUUCUGCGUCUCACCGACACUGCCGAGAAGCAGCAGAAGCCCAGGCAGGCCAAGUCGCCACAACCGACAGAGACCAAGAAGCAGAGACAGAACCGGCAGAAGGCCGAGAGGGCCAAGGCACAGCGCGAGGAGGAUGAAAAGGUGCGCAAAGCCUUGCUGGAGGCCCAGCGGCGCAGCGCCAGGGAAGCCGAGGGCAGGGCUGCCAAGGAUGGAUCGACAUUUAUGGCUGGCCCCAAGUCCUCCGCAUGGACCCAAGUCAAUGGGAAGUCUGGCAAGUCGGCCCAGUCCGCUCAGCCUGCACCUGCCCAGCCCCUGGACACGUUCGACAACACCCCGAAGGGCAGCGUUGCCGCGUCGUCAGAACCUGCUCAGAAGAAGGAGAGUGUCAAGCAGAACGGUGCUAAGACGAGUUGGGCAGACAUCCCUUAUUCCGAGGAGGAGCAGUUAAAGAUGCUGGAGCAGGAAGCUGAGGAGUGGGUCCCUGUCUCCAAGUCCCGCAAGAAGAAGGCCAAGAGCACGAAUGCUGUCAGCGAGACCGACGAGUCUGCCGCAGAGAACCACACAGCGACUACCGGAACCAAGCCAGCCUCCAAGGCUAACGACGUCAAUGGCCGACCUAAGGCCAAGGCCUUGCCUUCGCAGUCGUCUUUUGCUGCGUUGUCUGACGACGGUGCCAAUCUCGCUGAGGAGCAGGAGCAGGAGCAGGAGUGGGAUGUGUGAGCAGUUUCCUCCAGGAAAGUGUUGGUCUGUCAACUUGAUUCGGCCUCGGUCGAUUCGUUAGAUCUACGCUCCGCUCAUAAACCCACGAGACGAGGCGGACGCAUGCGUCGCGGCCCCUAAUUCAUUUGGACGGGCUCCACAAUGCCGUUCAACAUGUGCAAUAGCGUGUAUUCCAGCUUGGGAGGGAUGGAUUAGGGGAUUGGGGCGCAUUUCACAAAAGUAGGGAUGCUAGCCCAGGCACAAAUAUUCUUUCCGCAAAGAGGACGAAUUACGCGCCGCUCUGAUGGCAAGGGAGGAAGGCUCUGUGCACUGGCAAGGUUGGAUCGGCAGAAUGCGGACUGCGAUUUUCUUUUUGUCUUCUUUUUUCCAAAAAAUUCAGACUCGCGACUGCGAGUAAGUCGCGCUGAUAGUUCUCAUGCGGCCAUGGCAUCCGAUCAACAAGAAACACAUUACUAUU
Messenger RNA from Diaporthe batatas, 2271 nucleotides. RefSeq lists its product as uncharacterized. The record is from RefSeq and is a predicted model, not a curated record. The transcript has 2 exons. NCBI's taxonomy places the organism in Eukaryota, Fungi, Ascomycota, Sordariomycetes, Diaporthales, Diaporthaceae. The coding region runs from base 501 to 1814 and encodes 437 amino acids.